Molecule: messenger RNA, 578 nt
Organism: Humulus lupulus (European hop)
Lineage: Eukaryota; Viridiplantae; Streptophyta; Magnoliopsida; Rosales; Cannabaceae
Product: protein MOR1-like
Exons: 5
Coding region: 276-578 (100 amino acids)
Biological process (GO): establishment or maintenance of microtubule cytoskeleton polarity; mitotic spindle organization; microtubule polymerization
Cellular component (GO): kinetochore; spindle pole; centrosome
Molecular function (GO): microtubule plus-end binding; microtubule plus end polymerase activity
Source: RefSeq, a predicted model, not a curated record
AACGGAAAGAGGCUGUUGCAGAGCUAACCAAGCUUGCUUCAACAAAAAGAAUAGCACCCGGUGAUUUCUCAUAAAUCUGUCGGACACUAAAAAAGCUCAUAACAGAUGUUAAUAUCGCUGUAGCAGUCGAGGCAAUUCAAGCUAUUGGCAAUCUUGCUCGGGGUUUAAGAACUAAUUUCUCUGCAAGUUCACGCUUCCUAUUGCCAGUUUUGCUGGAAAAUUUGAAAGAGAAAAAACCUGCCUCUACUGAGGCACUAAAUCAAAGUCUUCAGGCAAUGCAUACAGCUGGGUGCUUAAGUCUAGCUGACAUUGUGGAAGAUAUUAAGACAGCUGUAAAAAAUAAAGUUCCUCUUGUACGGUCAUCAACUCUUAACUGGGUAACAUUCUGUAUUGAAACAAGUAACAAGGCUGUUAUUUUAAAGGUGCACAAGGACUAUGUGCCUAUCCUUAUGGAGUGCCUCAAUGAUGGGACUCCAGAUGUGAGGGAUGCAGCCUUUUCAGCUUUGGCAGCGAUAGAUAAGGUAUCGUUUUAUUUAUUUAUCAAUUUUGUGCUUUUGCUGCUUAAUUCUGAAUUUUGA